Molecule: messenger RNA, 1872 nt
Organism: Exophiala dermatitidis NIH/UT8656
Lineage: Eukaryota; Fungi; Ascomycota; Eurotiomycetes; Chaetothyriales; Herpotrichiellaceae
Exons: 2
Coding region: 121-1602 (493 amino acids)
Source: RefSeq, a predicted model, not a curated record
CUGCUGCUGUAAUUCCCACUCCAUCUAUCCCCAGAAUUUAACACAGCACUAAACGCAGAUUACUACAUCUGUCCGCAACCCUUGCUAUACGAUUUCUCCUCCCGCGGCAAACCGCGCGCCAUGAAAGUCGGCGACCCAACCUACCGUGGCGAGCCAGUCCCUUUACCCGUGGAAAUAGUGUGGCAGAUUGCAUCGCACAUCAGACACAGCUCCUACUCCCCUUUCGAGUUAGAUUUUGCUUCCGGCCAUGGAUCCAGAGGUUCACGACAUGCCGAUUUUGGAAGCCUGCUUCUCGCCCAGAAGACGUUAUGGGCGUGCUGCCUGGUCUGUCGCCCAUGGUACACUGCAUCAAUAGAGCAUUUGUAUAACCGACCGCUCCUCAACAACCGCAACUUUGACCUGUUUGUACGAACCAUCGCACCCUCUUCAUCCACAACAUAUGCGCCGUCUUCGCCGAAGUCGACAGCCUCAUGCUCGUCCUCAUCAAGCCACCAAAAUCCCAGGCCAAGGCGGCGCGUGGGAUUGGAGAAGCUAAUCAAACACCUCGACAUGAGCGGACUGUCAUAUGAGAGUUCAAAGAGUCUGACUGCGCGCCUGAUCCGGCGGACCAAGGACUCACUGGAGGGCUUUGCGGCGCCAGCCAUCACAUUCUCAAUUCCCUCAUUGGCCCCCUUGUCCAAAUGCAUACACCUGAAAUACCUCGACCUCUCUACCGACUUCUACGACAUUGGACUGCCACAACUUCUCGAAGCCAUCCACCACCUGGACGGCAUCACGACCUUGAAACUCCCACGCAACGCACUAGUCAAGGAACGGAAACGAGACCCUAACACGAAUCUCCUGACAUCUCAGUACGUCCCGAAACCACCACCUUGGUCCAAGUGGCCCAAGAACCUGACCCAUCUACAACUAUCGCACUCGCUUUACGAGCACGAAGAGUCUUGGACAACACUACUUUACGACAGUCUACCGUCAACCCUGAAAUCACUCAGGAUAUCCGAGUGUGUGCACUAUUCAUCGCUACAAUGUCUAUGGCAAUGUCCAAGUCAUGGUCCUUGGUCUGAAGACACCACCAAUACCUCCCCAUCCCACGCUUCUACCACCUCCCAACCAUCAUCAAUUCCAACUCCACUUCCAAUUCCAGCAGCCUACACCAUCGAAUACCUCGACAUCGGCCCCGCCCUUCACGAAGACGGACUCCCAUUGGGCGCAAUCAUGCACGUCUUCCGCCACAUCAAAACUUUGGUUCUUCCAGCCCACGUCGGUGCGUUUCGGGCUCCAUUGUACGAAGACCAAGGUGGGGACUGGAUGUUCUGCAUUCGUCCCUGGUCCCUUCAAGACCACCCUCUUGAACGGCUGGUUCUUAGGGACUACGAUCACCCCGCGACGCCGAAUCUCGACGAAGCUUCGUGGAACUUGACGAUUUUGGCUGACCGGUUUCCGAAACUAAGACGCAUCGAGUUGCCCAAGAGGUUUUAUGAGUUGACUACGAGAGAGGAUACUGAUGCCUGGGGCACACUGAAUGAUAUGCUUGACAGGAGGAGGACCGAGUACGAGGACCAAAAAAUAAAGGAUGAGAUUGGGAUCUUUCGGAGAGAUUGAGUCGAGACGCAGUCGGAGUCGAGGCUAAGUCAAUCGGAUGGACUGAUCUGGCUGAUCUGGCUGAUCUGAACCUCGGGCAGGCCGCAGUCUCAGAAUUACAACAGUACAUCCUUGACUAGACGUGAAGAGGAAGAUAAAAGGACGAGAUUGGAAUCUUUCGUCAAGACUGGGUUGGGUGGAGAGGGCGUCGGAGUCGAGAUUGUGUCAAUUGAACCGACUGUCCUGACUGAUCUCGGGCAGGCCGCAGUCUCAGAACUACUAGUACAUCCU